UUGCACUUUUUGAAGCACAUGAUGAAGCACGAAAAGUUCAUUGAGUAGAUUCACCUCUGUCUCUACUCUUUCAACGGAAAUCAGGGCAUUCUUUCUGUCAAAGUGCUGCGCCCCACGUCUCUCUUCUUUUACAGACGCACUUAUAUAAGGACUGCGACGACCAGCAUGGCCUCUGAACUUGCGCUCUUGAGUGUCUCGGACAAAACUGGGCUGGUGGAUUUCGCCAAAAGGCUGGUGGACGUGGGACUGUCGCUGGUCGCUUCUGGAGGCACGGCCAAAGCUCUGAGGGAUGCUGGGCUGGCAGUCAGAGAUGUGUCUGACCUGACUGGACACCCGGAGAUGCUGGGAGGAAGAGUGAAGACCCUCCAUCCUGCGGUCCAUGGGGGUAUUUUGGCCAGAAAAAGCCCCAGUGACACUGCAGACAUGGACAAACUGGGCUAUAGUCUGGUCAGAGUGGUGGUGUGCAACUUGUACCCCUUUGUAAAGACUGUCUCCAAACCAGAUGUUACCGUGGAGGAUGCUGUGGAGCAAAUUGACAUUGGUGGUGUAACUUUGCUGAGAGCUGCUGCUAAAAACCACGCUCGGGUCACGAUUGUGUGCGACCCCAGUGACUACCCGGUGGUUGCCAAGGAGAUGGAGAGCUCUGAAGACAAAGAUACGACUUUGGACACACGCAAGACUCUGGCACUAAAGGCAUUUACUCACACAGCGCAGUACGAUGAUGCCAUUUCCGAUUACUUUCGUGGUCAGUACAGUCGUGGAGUUUCCCAGUUGCCUUUGCGUUAUGGCAUGAAUCCGCACCAGGCUCCUGCUCAGAUCUACACUCUGAGGCCACAGCUCCCCCUCAAAGUUAUCAAUGGUUCACCGGGUUUCAUCAACUUGUGUGAUGCUUUGAACGCCUGGCAGUUGGUAAAGGAGCUGAAAAACGCACUUGGCCUGGCCGCUGCUACGUCCUUCAAACAUGUCAGUCCUGCAGGAGCUGCCGUAGGAGUUCCUCUGUCUGAAGAGGAAGCCAAAGUUUGCAUGGUCCAUGACAUGCUGCAGGAUUUGAGUCCACUGGCCACAGCAUACGCCCGAGCACGAGGUUCAGACCGGAUGUCCUCUUUUGGAGACUUCAUUGCACUUUCAGAUGUUUGUGAUGUUCCUACUGCAAAAAUAAUUUCAAGAGAGGUUUCUGAUGGUAUCAUUGCCCCUGGAUAUGAAGAGGAAGCACUUAAAAUACUCACCAAAAAGAAAAAUGGCAACUACUGCGUGCUUCAGAUGGACUCUGAAUAUGAGCCUGAUGAGAUGGAGGUCAGAGUGCUGUUUGGCCUCUACCUCAAACAGAAGAGAAAUGGAGGUGUUAUUGAUAAAGCAUUCUUCAGCAACAUUGUCUCCCAGGGCUCGCUUUCAGAUACGGCUGUGAGGGACCUUACUGUGGCCACUAUAGCUGUGAAGUACACCCAGUCAAAUUCAGUGUGCUAUGCUAAAGACGGACAGGUGAUUGGGAUUGGGGCUGGGCAGCAGUCUCGUAUCCACUGCACUCGUCUGGCCGGAGAUAAAGCUGAUAACUGGUGGCUGAGACAUCACCCUCGAGUCCUCAACAUGAAGUUCAGAGCUGGUGUGAAGAGGGCUGAAAUGGCAAACGCUAUUGAUCAAUAUGUCAGCAACACCAUUGGAGAGGGUCCAGACCUGGAGGUGUGGAAGUCCAUGUUUGAUGAAGUGCCGGAGCCUCUUUCUGAGACUGAGAGGAAGAACUGGAUCAGUUCUCUGAAGGCGGUGGCUGUGAGCUCUGACGCCUUCUUCCCCUUCAGAGACAACAUCGACCGGGCCAAACGAAGUGGUGUUGAGUUCAUUGCCGCUCCUUCAGGCUCCGCAGCUGAUAAGAUCGUCAUUACUGCGUGUGAUGAACAGGGCAUCACUCUGGUGCACACAAACCUGCGUCUCUUCCACCACUAAGCCCCUCUGUUGUGUACUGUGUGUAGGACCAAAAUAUAUUCAACUAUAAGGUCAAAACCAUUGUCAAACACUGCUGUUACUCCAGUAUUAAUUCUACUGUUCUUGUGCACUUUUGUAACACUACUACAUUCCAGUUUGAACUGAUAUGUGCAUAACUAGAUCCAUCAUGUUUCAUCAUUAAAUAAACUAAUAUUUUCUCUAACAAA
Molecule: messenger RNA, 2144 nt
Organism: Boleophthalmus pectinirostris (great blue-spotted mudskipper)
Lineage: Eukaryota; Metazoa; Chordata; Actinopteri; Gobiiformes; Gobiidae
Gene: atic
Product: 5-aminoimidazole-4-carboxamide ribonucleotide formyltransferase/IMP cyclohydrolase
Exons: 15
Coding region: 166-1938 (590 amino acids)
Biological process (GO): 'de novo' IMP biosynthetic process
Cellular component (GO): cytosol
Molecular function (GO): phosphoribosylaminoimidazolecarboxamide formyltransferase activity; IMP cyclohydrolase activity
Source: RefSeq, a predicted model, not a curated record